CGAGCCAACCACGAACUAGCUACGUCACUUAUUUGAUUGAGCCGGUAACUGGUAGCCAACCUUCAAUGUUCUUUACGUUCACUCUUCUAGCCCCUACCUCCAUAAUAUACCUCCAUAAUACAAUAUCGUUGAUCUGUUGAACUUAUAUGUGCUUGGAUACGUAUGACAUCGGAAGUAUCUAGGUUACUGGGUAACGUAUAUCGAAUUCGACCCAUUUAGCGUUGUUCUUCUUUACUUACUGCAUUGCCGCACUCCCUCAGUCUCAGUGUCUUCGUACGCGUCUGGUCUCAUGGCUGCAUCGUCACGCGCGACACUCAUUUGAGCCCCUCUACAAUAACACUAUCGUUUGGCGUAUUUUCUACCAUCUCAGUUGGGGACUUUUUAUAAUAAAAUAUCGAUAUCGAGCAAACGCCGAUUUAUGCCCAUUAGAUAGAUACCUAAUAGCUUUGAAUUCUCAUCUAGGUUUGAUUGAAUGCAUCGCGACAAUGCCUUCUAUCGAUAACUUCCAAUCCUCACCCUUUCUCAAUGAGAGCCCCACGGAAGUCCACCACAGCUCUGAACUUCACGUGGAUUUACAUAUUACCAGUUCUAACUUAACUCUCAAUUCAUUAAACCUUUCCGAGACAGAAGUUCAGCCAAAGCAGAUUCCUGAUUGGAGCAACCUCAAAGUCAUCCACCGGAAUACUCUUGCGCCGCGAAGCCAUUUUCAUCUUUACAACACCGAAAAAGAUGCACUCUCUGGUGACGUAGGCCGCUCUAGAGCUACGCUGCUAUCCGGCACGUGGGGAUUUGAGCUCUCGCCCGGGCCCUUCAAUGGGUCCCAGGAAUUCUACAAGUCCGACUUUGACCAUACCGAGUGGAAACUCAUCAAAGUGCCAGGAAUGUGGCAACUUCAAGGUUUUGGCAAGGGACCGCAAUAUACUAACGUCAACUACCCCUUUCCGGUAGACCCUCCGAACGUCCCAUAUGACGAUAAUGAAUGUGGGCGCUAUAUCAAACGAUUUACUGUUCCUGAUACCCUCAAAGACGGAGACCAGUGGCGCCUACGAUUCGAAGGCGUUGAUGCAGCUUUUACGGUCUGGUUGAACGGUAAAGAGGUUGGCUAUUCACAAGGUUCUAGAAAUCCGAGCGAGUUCGAUGUGUCAGCAUUUCUGAACCUCGAGUCGGAUGCCGAAAACACCCUUUGUGUGGAGGUUUACCAGCGAUGUGAUGGAAGCUACAUUGAGGACCAGGACCAAUGGUGGCUUAGCGGUAUCUUUAGGGACGUCUGGCUACAUUCAUUCACUUCGGCCCAUUUUGAAGACUUUCACAUUCAAACCAUCCUCGACGAUGAUUUCAAGGAUGCUUUGCUGACAGUCGAUACCAAAUUGAACAAGCCUGGUGAAACCAUCACCUCCAAACUGCUUGACAGAGAUGGUAAUGUGGUAUUCUCUAACUCGUAUAAGUCCGAGGACAAGUCGUAUAAGAGUGAACACAAAAUCAAGAACCCAGAGAAAUGGACGGCGGAAACUCCUUAUUUGUAUACCCUUGUGCUCUCUGUCGGGUCUGUUUACAUUGCCCAAAAGGUUGGAUUCCGAAGGGCUGAGCUUAUUGAUGGUGUUUUUUGUGUCAAUGGCAGCCCAGUCAAGAUUCGCGGGGUAAAUCGCCACGAACACAACUUGGAAUCAGGGAGAACCGUUCCGUACGCAAGCCUCCGAUGGGACCUCCAAUCGAUGAAGGUGUUUAAUAUCAACGCUGUUCGCACCUCCCAUUAUAUAAACGACCCUAGAUUCUAUGAUCUCACAGAUGAAAUUGGUCUUUGGGUGCUAGACGAAGCAGACCUUGAAUGUCAUGGAUUUGGCGAAGUUGGCGGUGACCCAGCGAGUUUUGCGUCUGAUAAUCCCGAAUGGAAAGAGGCGUACGUGGAUCGUGCAGUGCAGAUGGUAAUGAGAGACAAGAACCGUCCGUCCGUCAUCAUGUGGUCUCUUGGAAACGAAGCGUUCUAUGGGAGGAAUCAUCAGGCAAUGUAUGAUGCCAUUAGAGAAAUCGAUACAACGCGUCUUAUACAUUACGAGGGCGACCAAAAUGCGCAGACGGCAGACAUAUUCAGUCGCAUGUACACGCCUGUUGACGAAAUGAUCAAGCAUGCGGAAGAAAAGGACUGGAAGAAACCUUUCAUCAUGUGCGAGUUUGCGCAUGCUAUGGGUAAUGGUCCUGGCGCAGUACGAGAGUAUGUUGAAGCAUUCUACAAGUACCCCCGAUUAAUAGGGGGGUUUGUAUGGGAGUGGAAUAAUCACGGGCUCGUCGCAGAGACGAAAGACGGCGAGAAGUACAUUGGUUACGGCGGUGAUUUUCAACCUGAUGAGCCUAAUGAUGGUAACUUCGUGAUGGACGGACUUUGUGACUCACAGCAUAAUCCGGGCCCAGGGAUCAAUGAGUACAGCAAAGCUAUCGAGCCAGUCCAAAUACUUGGUAUAAAUGGCCGUGAAGUUACAAUUGCAAAUCGAUACGACUUCCUAACUCUGGACCACCUGAAGUGUUACUGGGAAAUUAUUUCCGAUCGUCAGCAGAUGAUCGGGCAGGGCAUUCGUAUCCCUCCAGGAGUCAAGCCCCACGAGAAAGCGACCUUGAUACUCGGUGACACGCCAAUGACUAUGGCCGCAGACACGUGGUUGCAGCUAGAGUUUAUCACCGGGGAAAACAGCAAAUGGACGUCUCCCGGUCGAGUAGUAGCUCGAGGCCAGGUUGCUCUCACUCCACCCAAGUCUCUCCAAUUACUCAAAACCCUUUCUGCACCCGGCCGCCCGCAUCUUCAGCGCAGGGGAAAUAUGAUCUACAUCACCAUCUCCAAAGGAACCAUUUUCGGCUUCGAUACAGGCAAUGGCACCUUAUCAUCCAUAAGCCACACUUCGAAGCCAGACCACAACCUCAUCACUGUCCCCUUCGCCCUCGACUUCUAUCGAGCUCUCACCGACAACGACCGAGGCGGUCCCCACGGUAAGGAGUGGAUCGAGAAGAGGGUUCACCAGACCCGAAAUCACUUCUCAAAAAUCACCACGACGGAAACCGAAGAUGGCGUCACCAUCGUCGUAGAGGGGCGCGUAGCACCCCCUGUCCUCGCCUGGAGCGUCCAAACCACGACAACCUAUACAAUCACAUCCGCCUACUGCAGCAUCCGCAUCCAAGCCAAGCCGCAGGGCGCCCUCCUCCCUUCCACCUUCGCCCGCUUCGGGCUCUCCUUCGGCGUCCGCGACGUUCACAUCGUCGAGUGGUUCGGGCGCGGGCCCUGGGAGUCGUACUCGGACAAGAAACAAGCCCAACUGAUCAACACCUGGGGCUGGGCCGCCGACACCCUCUUCCACGAGUACGAGUUCCCGCAAGACAGCGGCAACCGCACCGACGUGCGCUGGGUCGAGCUGCGCACCCGCUGGGGCGGCGAGGAGCAGUACCCCGAUCGUCUGCUGCGCGCGCGCUUUGGGCACAAUGCUAACGCUGGUAACGGCGCUAGCUUCAGCGUUACUCCGUACGCUACGCGCGACGUCGAUGAGUGCGGGCACGCGCACGAGCUGAGGAAGCGGAAGCGGGAUGAUCAUAUUGUGAAGCUCGAUUGGUAUCACCAUGGGCUUGGCACCGGCAGCUGUGGUCCCGCUACGUUGCCGAAGUAUCAGUUGAGGACGGAUCGCGAGUUUGAUGUUGAGUUGUUGCUGGAUUAGAUUUUGCCCUGGUAGGGUAGGGCACCUAAUUUAAUAUCUAUGAAGUAAUAGGUAGAGAGGUACGUAUGGUUCGAAUCGUGCAAUACAUGUAUAUCAAGGCAUGUAGCCGUCAUGGUAUACAGCACUGUACUAGUUAGCAGGUAGAAUGUAAUUUCAGUGCCUUAGAGACCUAUUUCUACAUCACCAAUUCAUAUCCAUUUUACUCCAA
Hypoxylon fragiforme is the source of this 3900-nucleotide messenger RNA. RefSeq names its product glycoside hydrolase family 2 protein. Bases 486 to 3692 code for a protein of 1068 amino acids. The record is from RefSeq and is a predicted model, not a curated record. NCBI's taxonomy places the organism in Eukaryota, Fungi, Ascomycota, Sordariomycetes, Xylariales, Hypoxylaceae. The transcript has 3 exons. Gene Ontology annotation, biological process: lactose catabolic process. Gene Ontology annotation, molecular function: beta-galactosidase activity; carbohydrate binding. Gene Ontology annotation, cellular component: beta-galactosidase complex.